Molecule: messenger RNA, 2352 nt
Organism: Odontomachus brunneus
Lineage: Eukaryota; Metazoa; Arthropoda; Insecta; Hymenoptera; Formicidae
Exons: 6
Coding region: 123-2321 (732 amino acids)
Source: RefSeq, a predicted model, not a curated record
AUUUUAUCCGAUCAAUACCUAAAUUGAUCGGAUAUUAUAAACAAAUAUUGCCGAAGAGUAGCGGAGAUAGACGAUCCCGCAGGAACCGUUGAGCAUGCGUGAUAAUUCAUAUUGUUAUUCAAAUGUCGUACGACACUCGAUUUAGGACGGCUGCAGCGUUGUCACGACGUAAAUUUCUCAUUUUCCUGAAAAGUUACCGGAGGAAUCGUUAUACAAUGAGUGAUAUACGUCAUGUAUUAGAAGAACUUCAUGUAGAAGAGGAAGUUAUCACUUUGCUAAUAAAUGAAAAUAUUACAGUGGAAGAUUUAAAAACUUUGAAAAAGUGUGAGCUUGAUGAUUUAAUUACAAAAUAUGGCCCAAGGAGGAGGUUUGGUAGAGCUUUGGUAAAAUGGAUGUCAUCGCAUAGCUUUUUGAUAGAUCCCGGACUGCUAAUGGCAUAUGGUAAUGUACAAUAUACAUACAUCGAGAACAUAGACAUCAGCAAGCAAUCUCCUUCAGUGAAUUGUUCAUACGAUAACGAUCCAUUUGUCCAUUUUCCCCAAUUAAAUUCAUCCAAAACUGAUUCUACAAGUAACAGCGAUAGUAAUCUUUCACAGAAUUCAUUAAACCCUCCGCAUUUUUGCGAUUCUGUAAGCGCUGAGAAAAUCACAGCAAAAAGUAACAAGUUUGAAGAUACCUUAGAUGUACAGCUAGUGGAAAAUCCUCUUGUUACAUUUUCUACACAUGUUGAAGAACAUUUUGAAGGAACAACUGCACAGUCCGAUGAGCUGAAAGAUUUUGACGAUAUUACAGUUGUCUCUAUUCCUGAAUCAGAUGAAAAUGGUACUCAACAGCAAUCACCAACUCUAGAUUUUAAUAUCGCAGAAUCUGAAGUUAGAAAUCCACUGUUUACCCUUCUACACAAUAGCGGAUCCCAUUUACGAAAACUCAUUCACAAUAUCCAUCGUAAUGAUUUGGUACCAGUGCGGCCUGACAUAAAUUUGAUAGGAAAAGUUAUUGCUAAUCAUCUGCUCGAUUUAGCUACUCCUCCGCAACGAAAAGUACCUACAUCUACCCUUAUAACAUGGACGAAAUAUUUUAAAGAUCGAUUUCCAAAGACACCGACAUCCGCUUUCUAUGCCUUUAAAUACGAGCCGUACAAACGUAAAGAUGGUAUCUUACUUCAGAGAAAAAGAGCAGAAGGUGUGCUACAGGUUCAACUCUUUCAAGAAAGGAGAAAACUUAUCAAAGAAAACCGAGAUAUUUUGUUGAGACACCCAAAUAUAGUUUCAACUGACAAGAACAGAGAUCCGUGUUCUUCAAAUGACAUAUAUAAUAUUACAACAACCUGGAGGUCUGUCAGUCAAUCAGAAGGAGAAAUUCAAUCUAGCAUUGAAAUUCCAAGAAAAGUAUCUGUUAUAGAAGCUGAUCCAACAAUAGAGACUCAUCUUUUGUAUUUGCGGCAGCAAUUGCACUAUAAAUUGACUCCACAGCUAGCAGCCUCUUGGGAAGCAACUUUUCAGUACAGGCGGAAACAACUAACAGAUCAACCAGGAACAGUAUGGGAUUAUUUAAACGAAUAUAAGUUUUUGCAAAUUGAAGAAAUCGGUAAAGCCUUAAUUGAACAGGAUUUCGACAAACUUUAUCCCGACCUAGACCCUAUAACGAAAUACUCGGGGAAUCUAGCCAAAAAUUGUGAGAAUCACAGACACGCCAUUAUCGCAGCAGCCUUAGUAGUUCUAAAAAAAACAAGCCAACAGAAGCAUAAGGAUAUAGCUACUUCGUUCUUUGAGUUGGCUAAACAAGAUUCCAAUGUUACGCUUAGAGUGACUGGAGCUCUCCUUUUACUUCCUUUUAUAUUUCCUUAUGUUCAUGUGCACAAGACGUGGAAACCAACGAGAGUGGACAUUGUAGAGUCUUUUAUCGCGAGAGUCUAUAGUGAAACGGAAGUUGAAGAACACAUUGAACGCCGACGUAAGUCGCGGAUAGAAAUAGCAAAGUCAGCAAAAAUAUGUACAUCUCUUCAACCUUAUGUUUUGGCCAUAGGUCCUACCUGGGAUAAUAUCAGUCACAGUCACAUAAUUGUAGAUAAAGUUUUAUAUACAUGCAAAAACAUUAUAGAGGCUGCGGAACUUUGUUUUAAAUUGUUUCAUGUUUUCCACUCUGAUUAUCCUCCUGAAAGUAAGCACGUAUGGCAAUUUAUACAACAAGGUUUUUAUAAAUUAUUUAUUAAGGAUCAUGAUAUCAAUCGACGAACGAUUAUGAAAGCUUUGGCUGAUAUUGGUAUUUAUAUAGAGGAAAAAGAAGUUACACCGUUGAGAAAAAAAACAAAAAAAUUAUAAUUUUAAUAUUAUUUUUCUAAGACGUUCCAUU